Messenger RNA from Xylaria bambusicola, 1909 nucleotides. RefSeq names its product 26S proteasome subunit P45. The record is from RefSeq and is a predicted model, not a curated record. The transcript is spliced from 4 exons. Gene Ontology annotation, biological process: proteasome-mediated ubiquitin-dependent protein catabolic process. NCBI's taxonomy places the organism in Eukaryota, Fungi, Ascomycota, Sordariomycetes, Xylariales, Xylariaceae. The coding region runs from base 235 to 1614 and encodes 459 amino acids. Gene Ontology annotation, molecular function: proteasome-activating activity; ATP hydrolysis activity; ATP binding. Gene Ontology annotation, cellular component: proteasome regulatory particle, base subcomplex.
CGCGAUAUCCACCACCUUCCUUCAAACAUCAUCAUUGUCAUCGUUGCCAUCAUCGCCGUCAUCGCCAUCAUCAACUUCCAACCUAUUGUACCUACGGCUCUCUUGUCGAGACGUUGACCGUCGACAUUGGAUUCUUGUGCACGCACCUGGCCGCCUUCUGAUCCCCUCAUUGUCGCUCGUCCUUCGCCUCUUCUAGAACGACUGGCGACUCGUCUCACAGCACAUUGAGCCAAUAUGGGUCAAAAUCAGUCUGGCAUGAAUCCUGGCCAGGAUGGCAGAGAUGACAAGGACAAGAAGAAGGAGAAGCCCAAGUACGAGCCCCCGCCGCGACCGACCACCCGCAUUGGCCGUAAGAAGAGAAAGGCCGCCGGAACCUCUGCUGCCGCCAAACUCCCCACCGUCUACCCGACCAGUCGAUGUAAGCUUCGCCUACUCCGAAUGCAGCGCAUCCACGAUCAUCUUUUGCUGGAAGAGGAAUUUGUCGAGAACCAGGAGCGUCUACGCAAGGCCAAGGCCGCAAAGGACAACACAGGCCCUGCUCCCGACCCCGAGGCAGCUGAUCGUAUGGCUGACGAACGAGGACGCGUUGAUGACAUGCGCGGCAGCCCCAUGGGCGUUGGCACCCUCGAAGAGAUGAUUGACGACGACCACGCCAUUGUCUCUAGCACCACCGGUCCCGAAUACUAUGUUAGUAUCAUGAGUUUCGUGGACAAAGACCUGCUAGAACCCGGCGCUUCCGUCUUGCUGCACCAUAAGAGUGUCUCCAUCGUUGGAGUACUCACGGAUGAUACAGAUCCCGCUGUCAACGUUAUGAAGCUAGACAAGGCUCCGACCGAGUCAUAUGCCGAUAUUGGUGGCCUGGAAUCACAAAUCCAGGAAGUUAGAGAAUCCGUCGAGCUGCCCCUACUGCACCCUGAGCUAUACGAGGAGAUGGGUAUCAAGCCGCCCAAAGGUGUCAUUCUCUACGGUGCCCCUGGUACAGGAAAGACGUUGCUGGCCAAGGCCGUCGCCAACCAGACAUCAGCUACCUUCUUGCGCAUUGUCGGCAGUGAGCUGAUUCAGAAAUACCUGGGCGAUGGGCCUCGUUUAGUCCGCCAGCUGUUCCAGGUUGCUGCUGAGAACGCCCCCUCUAUUGUGUUCAUUGAUGAGAUCGAUGCCAUUGGCACAAAGCGAUAUGAUUCUACAUCUGGUGGCGAGCGAGAAGUACAGAGAACCAUGUUAGAGCUCCUCAACCAGCUGGAUGGUUUCGAUGAUCGAGGUGACGUCAAGGUUAUUAUGGCUACCAACAAGAUCGAGACCUUGGAUCCGGCUCUGAUCCGGCCGGGUCGUAUUGACCGCAAGAUCCUCUUUGAAAAUCCCGACCAGAAUACCAAGCGCAAGAUUUUCAACCUUCACACGAGUAAGAUGAGCCUCAACGAGGACGUGGACCUCGACGAGUUCAUCAGCCAGAAGGAUGACCUGUCGGGCGCUGAUAUCAAGGCCAUCUGCUCCGAGGCUGGUCUCAUGGCGCUUCGUGAGCGUCGCAUGCGAGUCCAGAUGGCUGACUUCCGCGCCGCGAGAGAAAGAGUGCUGCGUACGAAGCAGGAGGGUGAGCCUGAGGGCUUGUACUUGUAGUGGGUGGGCGAGUAGGUGUACAUUACGAGCAUUCAUCACAAAGCGCGAAGAUAUCAAUUUGCGCGAAAGCAUGUAGCAGAUAAUAGAAGCAUACAGUGAUAAAAGACCGUGGUUGAUGUGACACACUAUCGAGCAGGUUUCUACCAUGUUAUAUCUGAUUGCUGGUGAUGAGCGUUCAGGCAUGAUAGUCAAGGCUUUGAAGCACAAACUCGUAUGCGCAACUUUUGCCUCCAAAUGUCUUGCGAUGCCCUUUGCGUCCUUAUUUGUCAGGCCACAAAGACCGCAAAAAACUAAU